Molecule: messenger RNA, 540 nt
Organism: Lachancea mirantina
Lineage: Eukaryota; Fungi; Ascomycota; Saccharomycetes; Saccharomycetales; Saccharomycetaceae
Source: the annotation of a GenBank genome assembly
AUGACGGCAUUUAAACUCAUGAGAGCUUCUAGAAAAGGCUUCCAAAUGAUUAGGAGUUUUAAAAUCGACUCAGUGCGUCUUUUCAGCAUUAAAGUCGGACCAAAAUUGGAUAACUUGGAAGAUGUGAAAAACAGCUUUGCCUAUCCAACAUGGGACAUUAAACAGUAUAUUGCAAGCGGAGAGGACAUAGAAAGACAGAAGCCCAGUGAGGAAGUCAUCACAAAGCUUUUAAAGUUGUCGGGGUUGCCCUUGCAAAAUCUCGAUGAGUUUAGAGAGAAGUUAGGCGAGCAAUUGGCAUUUUUGAACAAGCUUCACGGUGUGGAGGUUGAGGAGGACGUUGACGCAAGCCACGCGAGGCUCGUAGAAAGAUGUACUGAGCCGAUUGGGUUUGGCAGUCUUGUUCAGAAACUAGAAGUGGAACAGAAAAAGGACGUCAAUUUGGGAGAAAUUAGUGGGUCAUGGAACUGCGUGGGUAACGCAGAUAUAGAAAAAGAUGGAUUCUUUGUACUCAGAAAUGAGAGUGCGAAGAAUUCAGGCUGA